AUGAGUUUCAAAUUAAUGUAUCAAACAACAAGAAGAAUCUAUUUUAUUUUGGGUUUAUGUACAAAAAAAACUAGGAAACUUCAACAACGUUAUUAUUUUUAUCGAAUUAGUCUUAUACUCAUUUUCAUACUUAUUUUUACGAUAUUUUCUACAAUAAGUUUAAAUCAAUCUUUGUCUAAAUCAGACUAUUCAAAUAUAUUACUAAAUCAUGAUAGUAAUGCAACUGUAAUUCUUAAAAAUUAUAAUAAUCAAUCAAUACAUCAUAUUUAUGUUGACAUUGGUUGUUUCAAUGGUGAAACUAUUGAACAUUUUAUUCAUUUUACUCCAAAUAGUGUAUUAUAUGAUAUAAUUACUUUUGAACCUGAUCCCUUUAAUUAUGAAAUUUGUAAAAAACAAUUAAGACAACAGAAAUAUCAAAAUCAUAACAUAAUUAUAAUACCUAAAGCUGCUUGGAUACGUGAUGAAAAAGUUCCUUUUCAAAUUGAUCGCGGCGGAAAAAGUCGAAUAGAUCUAAAUCAAACUCGUUUACCAAUGUUAGAUGCAAUUGAUUUUUCAUUAUGGCUUUCUCGUUUAAUUCAAUCAAAUAAUACUAAACUAGAUAUUAAAAUAAGUAUACCAGGAGCUGAAGUAAAGGUUCUUCAAAAAAUGCUUAUUGACGAGACGUUAAUAUUAGCUGAAAAAUGGAUUAUUGAAUGGGCUGAUAGAUCAGAUUCUCGUACACGUCCAGGACGUAUCUAUGUUCAAUUAAUGCUUGAUUCAUUAGGUUAUAGUUUGGAAUAUUCUACGAAUUUACAUGAUAUACGAAAAGUAUUUAAAAUGAAUGGAACAGAAGGUGAUAUAAAAAGAUAUUAUGAUUGGAAAAAAGUACCUGAAGGUGAUAUAUAUUGUCAUUAUAUUCAACGACCUACUGUUAUUGAUCCACCACGUACAACAAGAUCAAGAGCAAAAUUAAAGAAAUUUUAA
This is a messenger RNA of Rotaria sp. Silwood1, 963 nucleotides long. NCBI's taxonomy places the organism in Eukaryota, Metazoa, Rotifera, Eurotatoria, Philodinida, Philodinidae. The record is from the annotation of a GenBank genome assembly.